AUGUUCAACCUGGACACACAACGCACGCUCCCCAGACGAAAAAGCCGAUAUGCGAUACGAGGCAGAGGAACGAAUGUUGCCCCAUCCUACAUUUCAAACCCACAGUUUGCCGCCGACCCUUUACAGCGGUGGCAAGAUUCACCACCGGAAGAUGAACCGGCCUCGCUGUCAGCGAUCAUGGAAUCUCUGAGAAAAUUCCCGCCAACCUAUGAUCAAGAAAGCAGCCAUGGAAUAGGCACUGCAAGCCUGGGUCCAUUGCAUGAUUCUUUCAAGGGAUACCGGCAUCGAACCACGUCAAUACCCAGCUCACAAAGUAGCGCCCACAGUGUCUCUUCGCAGCCCUCUUCCACCUCGGCCAAAUCGGCAACCUCCCGGAAGUCCCAAGGUCCGAUACGGUCUUCCAAAAAGCGUGCUACUGGACGUGUGCGUAAGGGCAGGAGUGCGAAAAUGAAUCCCGGGGAAAAAGGCCGUCUGUUUUGUUGCACCUUUUGUUGCGAUCAGUUCCGAACCAAAUAUGACUGGGCUCGACAUGAAAAGUCUCUCCAUCUGAACCUGGAAGAAUGGGUCUGUGCACCCCAAGGCGGCACAGUGGUUUCUCCUUCUACUGGGAGAAGGCAUUGCUCGUUUUGCAACAUGCCAGACCCGACAGCGGAACACCUCAACGGACACAAGUAUGAGCCUUGCAUGGGUGGUACGCGCACUUUCCGUCGCAAGGACCAUCUGGUGCAACAUCUGCGACGGACGCAUCAUCUCGAGACCCUACCCCAGAUCGAUGAUUGGAAAGUCCAAGGGCCCCCAGUCACGUCUCGCUGCGGUUUCUGUGACCAGAGGCUGUCGUCCUGGGAAGAGCGAGUCGAUCAUCUCGGCAAUCACUUCCGCAGUGGAUCGACGAUGGACGACUGGCGAGGGGACCAUGACUUCCCUCCGGCCAUUGCCAAACUUGUGGUGAACUCGCUGCCACCGUAUCACAUUGCUUCGGAUUCGCGUGUACUUGUGCCGUUCUCAGCCACAAACUUCCACCACUACGACCAUCUCAACCAGAUAAAAUCACGACUGGGGGCGAGCGAGUUGAAUGCCCCUGACCAUGAACUGAAUGCCGACAGCCAGCUAGGGUCUUUCGGAGAAUCAGCCAGUGCUGGGUCGGGGAACGAUAUGAUUGAGGUCCUUGUGUUUCACCUGAGUCGCUUUGCGCGCCAGCAGAUGGACAAGGGGAUCAUUCCUACGGACGAAAUGCUGCAGCAGGAGUCGAGGCGACUGGUUUACGACUGCGAGGAUUCAUGGAAUCAGACCAUCUUUGACAAUCCCAAGUGGAUUGCUGCCUUCCGACGCCAGCAUAUUGAUCAAGUGGCAGAUUCUGAGAGGGAUGGGAUGCUGCAUCAUUUGGAUGGUUUUUCCCUUCAUGACGAUGAUCACGGACCAAAAUUAGAUAAUGCAUGA
Messenger RNA from Aspergillus aculeatus ATCC 16872, 1437 nucleotides. RefSeq lists its product as uncharacterized. The transcript has a single exon. NCBI's taxonomy places the organism in Eukaryota, Fungi, Ascomycota, Eurotiomycetes, Eurotiales, Aspergillaceae. The coding region runs from base 1 to 1437 and encodes 478 amino acids. The record is from RefSeq and is a predicted model, not a curated record.